Messenger RNA from Geosmithia morbida, 927 nucleotides. Its product is annotated as 2'-phosphotransferase. Gene Ontology annotation, biological process: tRNA splicing, via endonucleolytic cleavage and ligation. Gene Ontology annotation, molecular function: tRNA 2'-phosphotransferase activity. NCBI's taxonomy places the organism in Eukaryota, Fungi, Ascomycota, Sordariomycetes, Hypocreales, Bionectriaceae. The transcript has a single exon. Bases 1 to 927 code for a protein of 308 amino acids. The record is from RefSeq and is a predicted model, not a curated record.
AUGGACUACGACAGCAACGAAGCAGUCUUAUCCAUCCAGGAUGCCAUCCAGGAUUCCAUACCGACCAAAGGACCAAAGAGCCGCAACGGACGCGGCGGGAAGCGACACGGUGGAGGCCGCGGCCAGCCCCGCGAAGUGCAAGUCUCCAAGGCGCUAUCCAAGCUGCUCCGGCACCAGGCCGACAGCGCAGGCAUCCAGCUCGACGGCGAGGGGUUUGCCCGACUAGACGCCGUCCUGCGCUGGGGGCCGAUCAAGUCCCUCGGCGUAACUGUGCAGGAGGUGCGGGAUGUGGUGGGCAGCAACGACAAGCAGAGGUUUCUCCUCAAGGGGACGGCGACGACGGCAAGUGCCCCCCCGAGCGAGAGUGACGACGCGUCCAGGUAUCUCAUCCGGGCCAAUCAGGGCCACUCGAUCAAGGUAGAAUCGUCUUCCCUGCUGAGACCCAUUGCGGUACCCGAGGACGUGCCUCCCCUCGUCGUGCACGGGACAUACUACGCCUUCUGGCCGGCUAUCGUCGAGGCGGGCGGUCUCAAGGCCAUGGGGCGCACGCACGUCCACUGUUCCACGGGGACCCCCGAAGAUGGGAAGGGCGGCGUCAUCAGUGGGAUGCGGCGCGACGCCGAGCUCCUCGUGGAGAUUGACGUCGCCAGGAGCAUGGAGGAGGGAGGGCUGAAGUGGUGGAGGAGUGACAACGGCGUCAUCCUCUCCGAGGGGGACGACGAGGCGGGCCUCGUCAGCUCAAAGUUCUUCAGGAGCGUCAGGGGGAGGGGCGGGGACGUUGGCGUCCUGUGGGAGAAUGGGCAGUGGGUUGCCGAUCUGCCAGAGGGCCUCAAGAUUCGGGCUCCGCAUGGGAAGGGCAGCGGCAGGGGCGGAGGGAGGCAGGGACAGCGACGAAAGGAAAAGUCGAAUGACGGGCAGCCGUCUUGA